This is a messenger RNA of Gigantopelta aegis, 2771 nucleotides long. RefSeq names its product lymphotoxin-alpha-like. The transcript has 4 exons. Gene Ontology annotation, biological process: immune response. Gene Ontology annotation, molecular function: tumor necrosis factor receptor binding. NCBI's taxonomy places the organism in Eukaryota, Metazoa, Mollusca, Gastropoda, Neomphalida, Peltospiridae. The record is from RefSeq and is a predicted model, not a curated record. Bases 55 to 870 code for a protein of 271 amino acids. Gene Ontology annotation, cellular component: membrane.
GUUCUCUAGCAGGGAUCUAAAUUCUUCUCUUGACAGGUUUACCCAACACGCAGAAUGUUUCCAAUUAGUAAGUCUGUGGCUAUUUUCCUGAUGGUUACAAAUGUGAUGCUGUUCUCUGUCGUGGUGUAUAAAACAUCACAGCUGUACACGAAACCGCACUCUACCAUCUUCAGUAACUCGGAGAUCUGUCACAAGGCCACGUGUAUACCAGGAGAGACGUGCUGUGACGUCACUGCAACCAACAAAACCGUCAAUGGUUCUUUCUAUUGUUGUUACCAUGACUACGGGGAACGUGUUCGUAGUAUUAUGCUAAAGCAACUGGAUCAAAAUUAUGAAAGAGAUAUCAGAAAUGACUACCAUCUCCAGAGGGUGAGGAAAGUUGCUGCUGUUGUAAACGAAGACAAAACUCAACAGAAACCCGCUGCCCAUCUGCAGAUGGACCCUGAUGCACAGUAUGACAAAGAUAAACCUAUCUCAGCUCUACGGUGGAAAUCAAAUGGGAAGAGAUCGUUUGUGAAAGACGGACUCACUGUCGUUGAGGAAGGGAUUCGGGUGGAGAAAGAAGGGAACUAUUUCAUCUACAGCAACGUCGUGUUUUACGGUAACCAGACUAAGGAACUCGAUGUCCCCAAACUUUAUCAUCUCGUGUACAAACGCGUUCCCACGACACCAAGGUCUACAGUCCAACAGCUGUCGUCCAACCCCCAGUCGACUUGUAAAAUCCGACGAGGAAAGCCCGCCUUCGCGACAUCCUACAUCGGCGCUGUCUACCACCUGGAGGCCGGGGCCACGGUGAUGGUGAAGACGUCGUCGGUGGAGAGACUAGUCAAACAGCCACAGUCGACGUACUUCGGAAUUUACAUGAUUUAAUAGUUCCCGUGUGUAGAGACCGCUGGUGUUCGCUGUUCAUCCAAAGUAUAUUUUGUUUAAGGACACCACUAGAGCGCACAUUUUUCCAAUUUAUGUUUUCAUUAAAAAUGGUUUCCCAUUUGGACUUAAACGAGGCGUCUUUGUGAGUUCGUAAUAGCAGCGCUGUAUAUAUGUCCCAUAUGUCUCUGACUAAAUUUAGUCCAUCGCUACGUAUACUUUUGUGUUGUUUGUUUCUUAUCGUCGGAUUGUCAUGGAAAGGUUCAUACAGAAUUUGUUGAUAGCUCCCCGUGUCGCGUGUAAUGUUAAGCUCGUCCCAAAUUAAUAAAAUAUCUUUGUAAAUGUUCGGCAUUGAGUUGAAAUUAUCUUUUUUGUUUUUAAUAUUACAUUUUAAAAUGUGCCUUUCGAUAUUUAAAUUUUUGUAUUGGCCUACAAAGUAAUCAGCUAAAGAUUUCCAAUUUCCAUCUCCCUCUAAACUCAAAAGUCAACUUUCAAAUUUAAUUCUUUGUGCUUUAAUUUUCAGCCUAAUAUUUACAACUCCUAACCCACCUAACUCCUUAGGUAGUUGAAUUUGCUCUUUUGAUAUAAAAUGUUUUCUAUAGCUCCAAAUAAAAUUAAAAAUCAUUUUAUCAAUUUGUUUAGCAUAUUUUCCGGAAGUUCCAAAACGUUUGAUAAAUACCAAAUGCCACUAGUGGCGUGUGAAUUUACCGCAACUAUUUUACCAUAUAAUGUUAAUUUUCUAUUACUCCAUAUAUUUAAAAAAAAAAAAAAAAUAAUUUUGGGUUCCCAAUUAUCAGCCGAAACGUUAAUAUUGCCAAAAUAAAAACCUAAUAUUUUAAUUUUUUCAUUAGUCCAUCUUAUAUCAAGUAGAGUGUCUUUCUCAUACCUAAGUUUCCCCAUUAGGAAACCGUUGGUUUUCUGAAGAUUAACCUUAGCUCCAGAUGCACGUUCAUAGAUAUGUAAAGUUUUGAAGAGUUGUUUAACUGAGUCAAGGUCUGAAAGAGUUGCGUUACCGUCAUCCGAAUAUCCAACCCACUUACUGACGAAGCCACCUGGUAAAGUUAUCCCAUUAAUUUUGUUAUCUUCCCGAACAGCUUCAGCCAAAUUUUCUGCUACUGGGAUAUAAAGAAAAGUGCUGAUCGGGAACCCGUCUAAUACCCCGUGAGAGAUCAAAGUAUUUUGAUAGAUACCCAUUAACCUUAACAGCUGAUUGAUUAUCUGUAUAACAUGUUUUAAUAAUUUUAAUAAAAUUUGACCCAAAGUAAAAAAACAAAAUUUAAACUUUAAACAGAAAGUCCAUUCUACUCUAUCGUAAGCUUUUGUUUGAUCUAAAGAGAGUAUUAACCCCGGUAGAUCAUUACGAUUAACAUAUUCUAUUAAGUCUCUUAUCAAUGAUGCUCCGUCAUGAAUUGAUCUGCCUUUGACUGAACAUUUCUGUUUUGGGUGGAUAAUUUUUGGUAAAAAUUCUCUAAUUCUACUAGCCAAAGCUUUUGUGAUAAUUUUGUAGUCGCAAUUUAAUAAAGAGAUGGGUCGCCAGUUUUUGAGAAGUUGUUUUUCGUUACCUUUCCAAAUUAGUACAAUUACACCAAGGCGCAUGGUAAAAGUUAGUUUUUCCUUAUUGAAUGCAUCGUUAAUUACUUCUACCUGAUCACUACCAAUUAAGCCGAAAAAAUUCCGGUAGAAUUCGGCAGUCAAGCCAUCACAGCCCGGUGAUUUAUCAUUGGCAAACGAUUUAAUCACGAGUGAAACUUCGUCUCUGUCUUCAUUACUUAAAGUCAUUGUCAUUUUAUUUAAUAAAUAAUUUUGUGCUGAAGCGUCCGUCUUUUCAGAUGUGUAUAAUGUUUGGUAAAAAAAAUUGUAGUUUCAUUUAAAAUUUCUUCUUGUGUGUCAAUUAUUGUUCCGUC